Messenger RNA from Cricetulus griseus (Chinese hamster), 2376 nucleotides. NCBI's taxonomy places the organism in Eukaryota, Metazoa, Chordata, Mammalia, Rodentia, Cricetidae. The record is from RefSeq and is a predicted model, not a curated record.
AUGGAGAUAAUUAAAACUCUAUCUCUUUUUGUUCUCUUCAGCUACAUUAAAUGUGAGUCUCUUCAAACAAGUUUACUACAUGCAGCCUGUCAAUAUAGUAACCGCCAGGAUCACCUGGAGGAGAAUCUAAAGAGACAGAUCUUAGGUUUCAGUGCCAGCAUUAUGGUUGCUCAGUUUCUUCAGGAUGCAGCUUAUGAAGAAGUCCAAAAUGUAGCCGAAGAGUUGCUGGAUCUUGCUGAAAACUGUAAGAGUCUCAGACCAUAUGAGUCACCUGCAGAGUGUGUUCACCAACUGAUGCCUACUUUCCUCACACAUAUUUGCAACAACCAAGGGCCAGUGGGCAGCGAUGUGUUCACUAAGUGUUGCUAGAUGGAAAACACAGCAAGACUCAAGUGCUUCCUGUCCUAUGAGAAAGAUGAUGCAGACGACAUUGAUACACUCCUGAUUCUAAGGCCUGAGCUGACCUGUGAAAGGGAUGUGGGGAGUCACAUGUCACUGAAGGCAAGGUACAACUAUGUAAUUUCCAGAAGGUAUCCAUUCUUAUAUGGAGCUACUAUCUUGACCAUGUCUGCUUGCGAUGAAACAGCUGUAUGGUUAUGUUGUCAAGAAGAAAAUAAAACAGAGUGCCUGCAGACAAAGCUAGAACCCAUCAGAAAUUAUAUUAGAGAAAUAUCUGCAAGACAUCAUCAUUUAUGUGAAAUCAGGAUUAAAUUCAAUGACAAAAUAGCAAGAGCAGUAGAAUUGAUUCUGCUCACUAAAAAGUAACCUAAAGCUAAUUUUUCUGAAAUUGCCAAAUUGACCACAGAUAUUAAAAAUCUGCAUGAGACCUGUUGUGAAGGAAAUACAGUGGCAUGUGUGCUGGGCAGGCACCAGCUUAUGAACUAUACCUGCUCUAACCAGGCCAUCUUAUCCAGCAAGUUUGCUCAGUGCUGUGAAUAGCCAGAACCAUUCCGUGGGGAAUGCAUUAUCAACUCGGGAAAUGAUGACAAACCCAACCUUUCACCUCUGUCAUUCAGAAGGUUUACAGAAGACCAGUCUGCCUGCAAGCAAUUCAGUAACAAGCAGGAUGACUUUCUACAAGAGUUUCUUUAUGAAUAUUCAAGGAGACACCCGGAGUUGGCAGUUCCAGUGAUUUUAAGAGUGUAUGGCACAUAUAAACAUUUACUGGAGAAAUGUUGCAAGUUAGAAAGUCCUUUGGAAUGCCAUAGCUGUGGGAAAGAGAUGUUCCAAAGAGUGGUCUCUGAAAACCGUGACUGUGUUAAAACUUACUGUGACUUAUAUAAGAAGUUAGGAGGCCCUAGCUUCCAGGACAGGCUCACAGUCCUUUAUACUAAGAAAGCUCCACAGCUGUCUUCACAGGAGUUGGUGAUAUUCAUGAGGAAGAUGGCAGCGGCUGCCAGUAGAUGCUGCCCACUUAGCGAUGAGCUGCAACCUGCCUGUGUCGAGGAUGCGGCAAAGCUGAUCCUUGGAGCUCUGUGCAGAAGACAUGAUGCCAAGCCUGUCAAUGCUGGAAUGGGCCACUGCUGUGACAACUCCUAUGCCUUCAGGAAGUCGUGCUUUGAAGACCUGCAUGUCGAUGGAACUUACACUCCUCCGCCUUUAUCUUGUAACCAAGUCAUCAGCCUUGAAGAGGACUUGUGCUGAGCACAGGAGGAGGUGCUUCACAUUGAAAAGCAAAAGCUCCUCGGUAACCUGGUGAAGCAGAAACCACAUGCAGCAGAAGAGGAAUUCCUGUCCAUUGGUGAGGACUUUAUGCAGCUGGUGGAGAUGUGCUGCCAUGCAGAAAAGAGGGAGAUGUGUUUUCAAGAAGAGGGUCUCCAGUUGAUCAGGAGGUGCCAGUCCCUCUUAGAGACGGACUCCAUCCCAGAGAGUGCCGAUGUAGGAUCAUCAGUGAGGUCAGCAAUAUGGAAGAUAUGAGAGUGGCUUCUCAUUGGCUCCGUGUUGGUCCACACCACCUUUCCUUUCCCAUUAGCACAUGGCAUAUCGACUCCCAGAUAAGCCUCUCAAGGCUCUCCCACACAAGCUCUGCCUCUCAAGUUCAGUGGCAGAGGCAUAAACCCAAAGAACAUUCAAGGUCUCCGGCCAAUUUAGUGUGCAGGCACAUCUGGCUGGGAACUGGCUGCUGGGCCCCAUGGUGAAGUCUUCAAGGUCAACAUGGAGCUGUCUGUACCACUUCUGAGAAUGACUUCUGAGAAUGAACUGAGGGAACAAUGCUAAUAAAAUUACCUCCAUGAUGGGUUCUGGCUCCUACUCUCCUGUAUGUUGGUGAUGUUGACAUUGCCAGCAAUGACUCCUAAUAUAUUUGUAUUAAUUUGAGCAUUAUUGGGUGACCACUCCUUUCUUUGGAAAUUGGACUGAAAAUGAUGCAAAGGACUU